Messenger RNA from Marchantia polymorpha subsp. ruderalis, 4197 nucleotides. Lineage: Eukaryota; Viridiplantae; Streptophyta; Marchantiopsida; Marchantiales; Marchantiaceae. The record is from the annotation of a GenBank genome assembly.
AAGGAAGGAAUGUGCAGCUUUGCACUUCUGACUUCAUCGUCCUUCUGAGCCGAGCCGAGCCGAGCUGGGGGCUUUGGCAUUGGCUUCUGUCUGUCUCUGCCUGCGCAGGCCUAGCGUCAGCCAGUGAGCAGCCAGCCAGUGAUCCAGCCAGCCAUCCCUCACUCCCUCCAUGCUCUCACCGCCGUGCACAAUUGUACAACCAAGUAUCUCAGCGGUGUGCUGCUCGCCUCCCUCCCUCUCUCUCUCACACUCUCUGUGACUGUCUCUUUCUCUUUCUCUCUCUCUCUCGUCUCCUCGUGCCCUCUCGCAUCGCGCGGUCGCUCGUGCUCCGUCGCGAUCGAGGGUCUGAUCGGACCAGACCGGACGGGGCAGGAUCUGGAGUUGGAGCUGGAGCUGGAGCAGCAGCAGCAGCAGGACGAGGAGCAGGCUGCACCAACAGCCGCCGGCGCAGUGGGGCUCAGGUUGAGGACAUAAAUGACAUACGCCCCAACCAAACCCCGCCAGCGUCGUACGAGACGCACAUUGAGAAAUAGAAAUCAAAACAGUGCUAGCUGACAGAAGCAGUAGAACGCAUUGUGCUGCAGGUCCCAACGCAGCUAGAGCAGGCAGCAGUAAUUCUGAGCUUCCGGUCGCAUUGUGCUGCAGGUCCCAACGCAGCUAGAGCAGGCAGCAGUAAUUCUGAGCUUCCGGUCCCGUCUCCGAGACCGAAGCAACCGCGAAGAAGAAGCAGAAGUGGCAGCGAACUUUGCAGCCAUGAAAGACAACGUAAAAUUGAGGACAUCCUGGAGCUUGGCAUCCAUCGCGAGCAGGUUGUUUCAAGUGCCUCGGGCCGGAAUCAAGCAGGGAUUCUGGCAAUUCCUGUUCGCGAUCGUGGCCGCAGUUUUUACAGUCCUCGUAAUCUGGGGACCCACUCUCUCGGCCCCGGCCGACGUCUCCACGCAGCAUCAGCAGCAGCAGCAGCAGCCGGCCGGCCCCAUCGUCCAUCGCACCAGCAACGCGCUCGCGAACGAGAAGAGCCCCGUGCACUCGUCUUCGACAAAGAGUUCAGAUGACGACGACGACGGGGUGCUGGGGGUGGAGAAGAAAUUGAAGCUGGACGAGGCGAGCGACGAGGAAUUGCGCCUGGUGGCGCUGCACAAGAAGCAGAAGGCGAGGAGCGAGGCCGCCACGAAGCCGCUGGUGAAUUUGCGCGACAAGCGCUGGAACACGGCCUCGUUCGCCUUCGAGCCCGUGCAUGCGGACUGGGACAAGCAGCGCGCGGCGGCGGCCCGGAAUCGCCCCAACCUGCGCGCGCCGGUGGGCAGGAAGUCGCGCGUCAUGCUCGUCACGGGCACGGGCCCGACCCCGUGCUCGCGGUCCGUCGGCAACUACAUCUACAUCAAGGCGGCCAAGAACAAGGUCGACUACUGUCGCCUGCACGACAUCCAGCUCUUCUACAACAUGGCCAGCCCGGACCCGAACUUCGACGGCUGGUGGACCAAAAUCCCGCUACUGCGCUCGCUCAUGGUGAGCCAUCCCGAGGUGGACUGGUUCUGGUGGAUGGACAGCGAUGCGUGGAUCACGGACAUGACGUUCGAGGUUCCGUUCGACAAGUACGCGGCUGCGGGCAAGAACCUGUUCCUCUACGGGGACGAGAGCAAAAUGUACGGCGAGAAGAGCUGGAUCGGGAUCAACACGGGCGACAUGGCCAUCCGCAACUGCCAGUGGUCGCUGGAUCUGCUCGACGCCUGGGCCUCGCUGGGCGUGGCAAGCGCGCGCGAGGCUUCCGGUAAGUUCCUGACCGAGGUGCUGACGGAGCGCCCGGCGAAUUUCCCAGCCGACGACCAGUCGAGCCUGGCGUACCUGCUGGUGUUCGAGAAGCGCAGGUGGGCAGCCCAGACGGCGCUCGAAAUGAGCUUCACGAUGAGCGGGCACUGGCCGACGCUGACGGGGAAAUUCGAGGAGCUCAGGGCCUCGUCGCACCCGGGCUUCGGCGAUCACCGCUGGCCGCUCUGUGUGCACUUCGCGGGAUGCCAGCCGUGCUCGGACAUUGCAGGCUACGGGAAGUAUCCUUGGGAAGCUUGCCAGCUGCAGAUGGACCGCACCUUCGCCUUCGCGGACGACCAGGUGCUGCGGACGCUCGGAUUCCAGGUCGACGGCGGGCUCGAGACCUCGGAGGUGAAGCCCCUGCACGAGGAACUGCAGGAGGCCCUGGCGCCAGGCGUCCCGUACCACAUCUACCCCAACGUCUCGGACUGGGACCUGCAGCGCCGCGCGUUCCUGAAGCGGUCCAAGGACCCGCGCGAUCGCAAGGGGGCGAAGCCGCGAGUGCUGCUCGUCAGCGGCUCCGGGCCGCGCGAAUGCCACGAGGUCCGAGGCACCCACUUCCUGCUCAAGGCCCUGAAGAAUAAGAUCGACUACGCGCGAAUGCACGACAUGGAUUUCUUCUACAACAUGGCGAAUCUGGACAAGCAGCUGACAGGGUGGUGGGGGAAAAUCCCCGUGAUCCGGACCAUGAUGCUGGCGCAUCCCGAGGCCGAGUGGAUCUGGUGGGUGGAUAGCGACGCCGUGUUCACGGAUAUGGUGUUCGAGCCGCCGCUGCAGAGCUACCCGGACUACAAUCUGAUCAUGUGGGGUUCCGAGGAGAUGGUGUUCGAGAAGAAGAGCUUCAUCGGGCUCAAUGCCGGGGACAUGAUUGUUCGGAACUGCCAGUGGUCGCUGGAUUUCUUCGACGCCAUCAUUCCAUUUGGGCCCGAGGGGGCCGUGCGAGAAGAAGCGGGGAGGAUGCUCACCAAGGUGCUGACCGAUCGGCCCGACAUGCAGGCUGACGAUCAGUCGGCCAUCAUCCACUUGCUCAACACGCAGAAGGCCAAGUACGCGUCCAAGGUCAAUUUCGAGAAUGGUUACACUCUGAGUGGCUCUUGGGACUCCAUCACCUUUAACUUCGAGAAGCUGAUGGAAGAGCACCACCCCGGCUUCGGAGACUGGAGGUGGCCCCUCGUCACGCACUUCGCCGGCUGCCAGCCGUGCUCGCAUCCUAACAUGUGCAAUUACAAUCGCACUGACUGCUUCGAGCAGAUGGAUCGCUCGCUGCACUUCGCCGAUAACCAGGUCAUCCAUGCGUAUGGCCUCGAGCACAGGACUCUCGGCACCUGGGAGCUGCAGAAGCUGGGCACAGCUGCUGCAGCGGCCAAGGCCGCCAAGCUCUCAGAUGCCGCUGGCAAUGCCCCGCCGACGACCGAGUCCUUCAAGCAGAAAUUCCACUGAAUUUAGAUUCCCAUUCUUUGGGUCGGUAUUUUCCUCGCAACCCAUCCAUCUGUACAUUGGCUCCCCAAUCGAACCAGCAGGACUUCGGUAGGAAUGUAGCAUGCAAUCACUAAAUGAAAGAACGGACGAGGAAUCGGAAUGGAUGAUUGAAGCUGAGCUAACAAUGAAGACAGAAGAGAUGAUGUUCGGAAUAAGGAGGAGACCGAGCUGUGGGUUGGACUACGUCGGCCCUUCAUAGCGCAUCACAUACUACUUAUUAAUGUCUAGGGAUGGGAGAUUGUUCUCGGCGUGGCAACAUUCAUGAUCAUGAUCGACUUGUGUAACAAGAAUUACAGGAUGUUGGUGCCACCGACGAGUACGACAUUCUCGGACCUUAUAGAACGUCGGGGUACAAGGACAGUGUAACCCAUCACGACGAUAGACUGACGACGACGAAGGAGAAGGAGACUGCGCCGCUUCCUCGGAGAGUAGCCAUCUGCGUACUGUUGAUUCUUUGAGAGUGACAGAUUCCGUUCGUGCAUGUGCCAUUUUGCAACAUGCGCCAUAUCGUAGGCUGUAGACUGUAUAAGUUAUUGCCCUUGUCCAUAUGAUUUUUAGCAAACAUGAGAUAGAUUUGAAAAGAAGUCAUCUUUGGAUCCGGACCCGUCCUCAUCAUUACAGAGUCUUUGAGUUGUAGAUAGUUUGAUCGAUCGAUCGGUCGACCGAUAGAGAUUUUUACUAAUUCGGAGAAGUUUAAAAAGCAGAAGACGCAGAAGAGUUCAGCCAGGAGUUCAAGCGGUUUUUCGGACUCUUGCGAAUGUAUAGAAGAAAAGCCAGAAACUAUCAUACCUGUAGUAAAAUUGUGAAACCCAAGCAGCCCUUCUAUGGGCCACAUUUGUAGAUACCCAUGUAUACGGUUCUUCAAUGUCUAAUAAACGGGUUGGAUUGGACCUCCUGUUUUUAUUAUACUCU